AGGAAGUGGAGAUCUCCACCCUCCAGCCUCCCCCUGACACUUCUCAUAAAUAUUACCAAGGCUUAUUUGAGGAACUCGCACCACAAAGUCACAUCGUGUCCUGGUUUUAAAAAGCUUUCACCUGUCAGAAUAUCCGAAAUUAGAUUUUUCUCUUUUCACACCGCUUUGGCACCGUCAGAUGCGCUCCACGCUGUGCGUUUCCAACUCGAACUUUAUGCACCGGCUGUUGCUCCCUGAGUUGGAGGGCUGCUGUCGCAGUUAACCGGUCCGCUGCAGUCCGGUUCUCCCACCGUACAGGGACCCUGCACAUCGGAGACAAGCAUUGUCUCAUACAAUGUCCAAUCGUGUGUCCUAAUUUGGGUUUGUCUAUCGGAGAUCUACUCUGUCAAGUUGGACGACUCGGAACAUUGACUUGCCGAUCUCAUCGCCGCUAGAGACUUGAAGGAAAGUGCAACGGGUAACGAGUUUGAUCUUUUUUUUGCCAUCGAGGAGAAGAAGAAAAAGAGGACAUUUUCCAUUCUCAACUUUGUUAUUAAGUCGAGAGUCCAUGAUGAGCAAACCCGCCGGAUCAACAAGUGGAUGUCUGGAUAUUCUGAAUGUCAAAUCAAGUAGGAUUCUGGACAUCCCAUGCAAAGUGUGCGGCGACCGCAGCUCGGGGAAACACUACGGUGUUUACGCCUGUGACGGCUGCUCGGGAUUCUUCAAGAGAAGCAUCCGCAGAAACAGGACCUACGUCUGUAAAUCUGGCUCUCAGGGUGGCUGUCCUGUAGACAAAACUCACAGAAACCAGUGCCGAGCAUGCCGUUUGAAAAAGUGUCUAGAAGUGAACAUGAAUAAAGACGCCGUUCAACACGAGAGGGGGCCCCGAACGUCCACAAUCCGCAAACAGGUCGCCCUAUAUUUCCGGGGUCACAAAGACGUCCACGGAUCAUCGACCCAUUUCCAGGGAUCCUCACUGCCCGGCCCCCCCUUCUUCACCACGGUCACGCAACUGGAACCUCACAACCUGGAGAUGAGUGGAGUAGCCACCACACCGGAAAGACAGGCCAUCGUGGGUCUGGCACAACCCACCCCAAAGUAUCCCCAUGAAGUCAGCGGCACACCCAUGUACCUCUACGAGGUGGCGACGGAGUCUGUGUGCGAGUCGGCGGCGCGCCUCCUUUUCAUGAGCAUCAAGUGGGCAAAGAGUGUUCCCGCAUUCUCCACCCUCCCUUUAUCUGACCAGCUGAUUCUGUUGGAGGACGCUUGGAGAGAAUUAUUUGUUCUUGGCAUCGCGCAGUGGGCCAUUCCUGUGGACUCGACGACUCUUCUUGCUGUUUCUGGUAUGAACACCGAAAACACAGAGUCUCAGCGGAUGAAUAAGAUCAUGUCUGAGAUCCAAGCACUUCAAGAGGUGGUCACCAGAUUCAGACAGAUGCGUCUCGAUGCAACAGAGUUCGCCUGUUUGAAGUGCAUUGUGACAUUUAAAGCUGUUCCGACGCAUGGCAACACUGAGUUAAGAAGUUUUCGCAACGCCAGCGCCAUCGCUGCACUACAAGACGAGGCCCAGCUCACUCUGAACAGUUACAUACACACCAGGUACCCGACUCAGCCGUGUCGCUUCGGGAAGUUGCUCCUGCUCCUACCAGCGCUCCGUUCGGUGGGCCCGUCCACCAUAGAGGAGGUGUUCUUCAAGAAGACCAUCGGCAACGUGCCCAUCACCAGGCUCCUCUCCGACAUGUACAAGUCCAGCGAUAUAUGAAUCAUCUCCAUCUGAAAAAGACUUGAGCUGAAGGCCCAGAGAUCCACCCAGCAGUCGACAGAAUGUCAAAUCAUAGCAGGUGUAACCGUGGGUUGAAAUAUUGCUGAGCACAAAAUCUCGUAGGCUGUCUUUAAAUAGCCCAUUUAGGCCUAGGCUCCUUUUGAAACAAAGACUGCAACGCAACCAGAAUUCACCAAGUAGCCUGUUAACAGUUGCUCUAGUUAUAGCCUGUAACUUUCAUUAUAGAUUCGCCUGUGUGAUACUGAAUCACUACAACCUCUGGUGUGGGCACCGUGUUUAAAUAUCGCCUGAACACUCUGGAGAGCAGCUGCCUAUUAUGUCUGACAAAGAAAUGCUAUAUAUUAAGACGUUUUUCGAGUGUCUGUGCGACCAAUGAGCUUGACAACCAAUUCAGUUUUUUUUUAUUGCUGUGAUCAAUCCCAAUGGAGGAAACCAAAAAAAAAGAAAAAAGAUGACUCAUGUGUAAUUGGGGGAUGUAAAUCGCUGUCCCUCGAUCUGGUGCUGAAACCAAACGCACGGAAGAGGUGCCAACUCCAUGAAGAAAAAGAGUGGAAAAGCCUCUUAAAGCUGAUGCUUGCAUUGCUUGUGGACUUUAAACUACAUUCAUCUGAAGAUGGUGUUUGCAUUUAAGUGGUAUACUGUCCUGUUUGUGUUGCUGUGUCCCGUUUGAGGGUGUCUUAGGUCGACUUUAUGAAGUUAGGCACUAACACUGGAUAAAACAAUAUUCAGCACUUGGAAA
Messenger RNA from Etheostoma cragini (Arkansas darter), 2501 nucleotides. RefSeq names its product nuclear receptor subfamily 2, group E, member 1 (gene nr2e1). Gene Ontology annotation, biological process: cell differentiation; negative regulation of transcription by RNA polymerase II; anatomical structure development. Lineage: Eukaryota; Metazoa; Chordata; Actinopteri; Perciformes; Percidae. Bases 548 to 1741 code for a protein of 397 amino acids. The record is from RefSeq and is a predicted model, not a curated record. Gene Ontology annotation, molecular function: nuclear receptor activity; RNA polymerase II cis-regulatory region sequence-specific DNA binding; zinc ion binding. The transcript has 9 exons.